GAGGGCUUGGUAGUGAAGCUGCCACUACGCUCGGCAUCUUCUCGCUGACACACACCCACACACCCACAAGGAUCCUCGCAUCCUUCACUACUUUGUCUUUACAGCCAAGCGAGCCUGAUUUUGGUUCUUUUUUUCUUCAUAUCUCCAUCUGAUUUAUUCAAUUCCUCCUCUCUCUUUCUUUCUCUGUAUGUCUCUAGCAGCUCUUUGUUUCUUCCAGACGUUUCACAUAGGAUCGUGAAGUAGCAAAAAAAAAAAAAAAACACAGAAAGCAAGACAGAAGCUUCAGGGGUGUCGAAGCCGAACGCAAGGGAGGAUGUGGUUUCUGAAGCACGACCUGGUCUUUUUCUCCUCCAUCCAGAACUCUCUGCUCUGCCUGUCCCUAAUUGCCACCGCAGCGAGCACGGAUGUUCCCAAGAAGAAUCCAUUCUCAUGGAAAGCAGGCACAUGGGGCGAGUGCAUAUCUUCAGAGUGUGGCUCUGCAGGCCUGCAGGUUCGCCCUGUGUGGUGUGUUCACUCUGAGGGCUGGAGCACCCACCAAUCCAACUGUCACCUCUGGAAGCGUCCUGCCCUCCAGCGCACAUGUGCGAGGGUGUGUGAGUGGCAGCGCCAGCUGUUUGAAUGGCAACCAUCUGCCUGGGGUCCUUGUUCUCCAGCUCCUUCUCUGGCGUCUGAGCAGUGUGUGACGGCGCAGCGAGGCCUGCAGAGGCGCACCGCAACCUGUGUACUUCGUUUGAAUGGCACCGAUGUGAGCUCGCACGUGUGCCAAGCCUUUUCUCCGACGCCCGAGCUUGAGAGGGCGUGUCUGCUGCCCUGCCCGCUUGACUGCGUCGUUUCGACAUUUUCUCAUUGGUCACCUUGCAGCCGUACCUGCGCUCCUGCUCUACAGCACCGUACACGACAGGUGUUGGCCCCUCCUCUUUACGGUGGAGACGCAUGUCCGAGCCUCACACAGGUUCGUCCCUGCAGCCAGAACACCGCCCAGUGUCCCUACGAGCAACACAAACACAGCUACAGCUUGUGGGCAGGACCUUGGAGUCCUUGCAGACGCAAAGGCGCAAUGCCCAGUGGAAGGACCAUGGUGGACUUCAGUAAUAAUCCGAGUAGACAUAUAGUGCUCAAGUCAUCACACACGAUCAUGGGGAAUAUCCACUCACAGCAUCAUCACCAUGACCACCACAGAGGCCUCAAGCCGUCGUGGGAAAUUCACAUCGGCUACCAGACGCACCAGGUUCGUUGCACGAAAAGCGAUGGCAAGAACGCCUUGCUGAGUCUCUGCGACCAUGCCGGCACCCCUGUAAACUUCCGCUCGUGCGUGAUGCCCAGAGAUUGUGACGUUUCCGCUUGGUCAGAAUGGAGCCCUUGCUCCAAAACCUGUAGGUCAACAGACCAAUCCCCGGGCUUCCGGAGCAGGAAGCGCAGUGUGCGGACGGUUCCUAUUGCUGGAGGAGAAGAAUGUCCUGCUUUAGAAGAAGUCGAGACUUGUAACACACUGGAAGAUCUACUUCCACAUUGUCCAAGGUACGACUGGAAGGUAACAAACUGGGGUUCGUGCCAGGUGAAACUGCUGAUCAGUCAGCAAGAUCAUCGCCACGGUAACAGCAGCUUUCUAUGCGGGGGUGGGAUCCAGACCCGCGAGGCCUACUGCGUGAGGAUAUUUGACAACGCGACAAAAUCCCACGUAUGCAGACCUGUUGGGCAGAACUUGUGCUCCAAUCUUCCUCCUCCAUCGCUGAUCCAGUUUUGCUCCAUUCCCUGUUCGAAACCUUGCCAUCUCUCUUCUUGGUCACCUUGGGGACCUUGUAUCCAUGACAACACUAUAGAACAUCCAGGAACGAAAGGUUUCAAGUUCAGGAUGCGCUUUAUUGUCGAGGAGCCCUGGGGGGAGUCCGAAAGCUGCCCUCACGUUAGUGAAGCAAUGACCUGUGAUCACCCCGUGAGCUUCCUGUGGCGCGUGACAUCACAAGGUCCCUGCUUGCCUCAUGACAGAGCUUGUGGCCGUGGAGUCCAAGAGCAGACAGUGGAGUGUGUUACUGUGACAGGAGACACCGUUCCCAUUGAGCAGUGUCCAGGGGAUCGACCACCAGUCCGGGAGCCAUGCCAGAUGCCUUGCCCUGAUGAUUGCGUGCUGGGCGAGUGGAGCUCCUGGUCCUCGUGUUCCCACUGCUGUUCCGGCAAACAAGCGCAGGGCAAACAAACGCGUUCCCGGCUCAUCCUCGCUCCUCCCGGAGAGCAGGGAAAAGGAUGUUUGCCUGCACCUGUGCUGGAGCAAUGGAGAGCCUGUGGCACCCAGGCAUACACAGUAAACUACUGGGACACUUCUCCAUGGGGUCCCUGCACGCCAGACUCAGGAACAGACAGGAACAGCACAGAGCAAGAAGAAACGGAGGAGAAGGCUUGUGGCACCGGGAUACAGACUCGCCGUGUGGCCUGCAGGAGAGCCAAUGGUGGUGGUGGGGUGGAGUCCAACAGCUGUCCCGAAUCGACCCGGCCAGACCCGUGGCGUUCCUGUGUUCUCCCCUGCAAGGUGGACUGCAUCGUCACGCCUUUCAGCAAAUGGAGUCCGUGUCCGACCUCCUGCUCACCAACAAAUUCCUCCGUUAGCACCCAGUCCCGACAUCGGAUCAUCAUUCAGAGGCCAGACAAUGGUGGUCAAGAAUGUCCGGCUACAUUGUACGAGGAGAGAGAAUGUGACCCUCGGCCUUUGUGUCCAACAUACAGGUGGCAGACACACCGCUGGCAUCAAUGCAUUCUGGUCCCUGAUUCAGUGAGACAGGCAGCUGGUAGCCCUAGUGAAACCUGUGGGCUCGGGCUGCAGACCAGAGCAGUGACGUGUGUCAGGGCGGACGAUGCUCCUGCAGAUAUGGCAGAGUGUGUGCGCUGGGCAGGGCCCAUGCCCGAUGCAGUGCAGCAGUGUGGGGUGGCGUGCAAAGACGACUGCAUCUUCAGCUCCUGGAGUAAAUUCUCACAGUGCGACGGCUGUGGAGGCUCACGCACUCGCACUCGUUCACUCAUAGGCCGUAGUAAGAAAUGGUGGCGCUGUCAGCAGGAGACGCUGGUGGAGAAAGAAGCAUGUCCCUGCUCUAACUAUCAUAUACAAGGCCAUGGACCAUGGUCUCCAUGCAUUCUGCCUGAGCUCCACCAACAUGCCGGAUAUCUGUUUACUAAGAGGGGAUCACAUCUGGUUCAAGGAAUCACCCGAACCUGGCGUAUACACGGAGAGGGCAAGGAGUGUGGGCACGGGUGGCGCUAUAGAGCCCUGGCAUGCCUGGACCAUCACGAGCGUCUGGUUAAUCCGGCUCUUUGCAACAGCAGCGGUGUUGAAGAGGAAAAAUGCGCAGUGCCCUGUCCUCUCAACUGCAGACUGAGCGAGUGGUCUGCGUGGUCGUCGUGCAGCGCCCCCUGUGGCGGAGGAGUGAAAGUGCGAGCACGAUGGUUACGAGAGAAACCGUUUAACGGAGGACGACCCUGUCCAAAACUGAAUGUCAAAAAUCAGGCUCAGGUGUCUGAGGUUGUGCCUUGUUACUCCGAGUGCAAUCAGUACAUAUGGGAAGCUGAACCGUGGUCCAUGUGUGUCGUGGGGAUCACGAGCCCAACCCGGCCGUCGUGUGGGGAGGGCGUCCAGACCCGUAAAAUCAGGUGCGUGAGGAAGGAAGAGGACAGGCGCAGCGGCAUGAACGACACUUUGUGUAGCCGGGAUGAUCGGCCAAUCGCAGUUCAAUCCUGCCUCGUUCCCUGCCCUGGACAAUGUGUCACGUCAGAAUGGAGCUCGUGGAGCGAAUGCUCUAUGGGAUGCAAUGAGAAGGAAUUAAGAUGGAGGAGUAAAACAAUAGUAAGGAUGCCAGGAAAAGGACACACCUGCCCCGAGCUGAAUCAGACCCAGACCUGUGCCAACACUUCCUGUCUCUCGUACUCCUACGCUUAUUCAGACUGGAGCAGCUGUCGUCUCAGUGACAACGCAGUGUGUGGCCAAGGAACGAAGACGCGCUUGCUGAACUGCGUCGACAGCGACGGGAAGCUCGUUGAACUCGGCAUGUGUAAAGAGUGGGGACCUUCACGAGGAAAGCUGUCCGCUCCGUGUGAAGUGAGCUGCCCUGUCGACUGUCUGCUCUCCGACUGGUCGCUCUGGUCCCAGUGCUCACACACCUGUGGAGCGCAAAGCCAGAUGACACGCUCCAGAUUAGUCCUACAUCAGGCAGGGGAAGGUGGAAGGCCUUGUCCUUCUCAACUCUCUCAAACCAAACCAUGUCCCAUUAGACCCUGCUACAGCUGGACACUGGGAGACUGGAACUCUUGCAAAGUGGAGGGUGCGGAGUGUGGUGACGGGAUGAGGGAGAGGAAUGUGUCUUGUGUGGUGCACUGGGGUUCCCUCUCCGCUCCUCCUUUUCCCAAAGCAGUAACUGAGGAGCAGUGUGUGGAGAACGGACUACACAAAGCCACCGAGGCAGAGCGCCGGCAUCUCUGUUACGUCCCCUGCCCAGGAGAUUGUCACUUGACCGAUUGGUCACCGUGGAGUGUGUGCCAGCUGCUGUGUCUGGACGGACGGAGCUUCGAGACGUGGGGGCACCAGGCUCGAUCCAGAGCGGUGAUCAUCCAGGUCCCUGAGAACAAGGCUUCCUGCCCGAGCCAGGUCUACGAAACACGACCGUGCCAACGAGGAACCUGUCUGAGCUAUGAAUGGGUCACGGGAGAAUGGAGAGAGAAUCAGAGGGCGGUGUGGUGUCGGCGCUCUGAUGGGGUUAACGUCACUGGGGGCUGUUUUGCUCAAACUAAACCCUCCGGUGUGCAUCAAUGCAGUCCACCGUGUACCAAGCCCUUCUCCUACUGUACACAGAGUGAGACGUGCGGCUGUGAGAAGGGCUUCACCGAGGUCAUGACCUCGAACGGCUUCUUGGAUUACUGUACGAAAAGCCCAGGGACGGACAACAAGAAAGCGAAUGUGAAGAGAAGCGGAGGGCGUCUGAGACGAACGCACCAACAGAACGAGAGCAGAGCCUGGACUCUGCAGCCUCUCGGUCCAGAUGGGCGGGUCAGGCUGUGGGUGUACGGACUUAUGGCAGGCGGAUUCAUCAUGAUCCUUCUCAUCAUUGCGAUGUCCUUUCUACUGUGCAAAAACCCUAAGGAUGAUCCAAACUCCUGCAAGACCCAACGGGCAGUAUCACUGGCCUACGAUGGAGAUGCAGACAUGUGACUCUUCUGUUCUCGACAAACUCCAGCUUAUGCAACUCAGAGACCUCCUGAGACAGCAAAAGCAAAGUCAUUCCAGCUGCAAGAACUGUGCUGUUUCAAACAAAGCCCUGUGCCUCUACAUGUAGUGUGUGUGUGUGUGUGUGUGUGUGUGUGUGUGUGUGUGUUUUACAGAAAUCUACAGUGGGCAAAACAACAGCUGGAGAAUGACCAAAAUGAAAAAUUGACUUUUGUUUUGAAUGUUUUUGUCAGAACAGAGACAUUUUACGCACUAUGUUAGUGCAGAAUUGAGUGUUUUGUUGUCUAUAUUGUAAACUUACUUGUUGGUGUUGUGGUUUUUUUUAUUAUUGUUAAUUUGGAUUAAGAAUUCUGGCUGAUCAAUCUUCUUGGCGCUUGAUCGCUAUUUUUGUGAUAUGUUUCACAAAACGUUCCAUAGGAAUUAACGGGAAUACAUUUGAUUAAACUGGGAAUUUACCAAAAUUACAGGUCUAUACCAGAGAACUUAAGUGUAGUUGGAAAAAAAAUAAUCUUGCAGGAUACGUUUUGGUUAAAACAAGCGGAUUUAUUGCAAUUUCUACCUGCGAAUUCAUCAAUCCCACUGAGGCCACGCCCCCUACAUAUCAUUUCUUGAAUUCUGCACAGGAAAUAAUGUAAAAAAAAAAUUCUCCAUCUUGAUGACUAUUCACCUAAAUGACAUAAAUAUUACAUACAU
This is a messenger RNA of Silurus meridionalis, 5896 nucleotides long. It is a transcript of the gene thsd7bb, whose product is annotated as thrombospondin, type I, domain containing 7Bb. The coding region runs from base 314 to 5188 and encodes 1624 amino acids. The transcript has 29 exons. Gene Ontology annotation, cellular component: plasma membrane. Lineage: Eukaryota; Metazoa; Chordata; Actinopteri; Siluriformes; Siluridae. The record is from RefSeq and is a predicted model, not a curated record. Gene Ontology annotation, biological process: actin cytoskeleton organization.